AUGUUCACCGUCCCUUCAUCCAGGCAUCGACUGAACACACGCAGAUUCGCUCCGCCCAAGAUCUUCACAAACGCACUAUUGCAGAACCAUGAUAUCACUAGUCUUAUAAGAGACACGGAGCUACAUGAACGCGCCUUGUUCUCUGUUCCCCCGCCACCUGCACCGCCCAAACAUGCAGAACCCGCCCCGUCGACCAACAGGCGCAACACCAUCUUCAACCCCAACGGCGGCCCAGGCGCCAGCAUAUCAGGAGGUGGUGCCAAUGCCGUGAGAGCACCUAGGCGUAACACGGCUGUGGCUGCUGUGUUGGGAAAUGAACUGGUAGAGAGAAUAAGGAGAGGUGGCGGAGGAGGUGCAGGCUCAGGUUUGGGCUAUAGGAUGUACGAUGGGAAGAAUAAGAACGAGAUUGAUGUUGAGUCGCUACUCGAGGGUGCUGAGAAGCUGCUUGGAGUCUACCCAAUCCCAGGCGCACACGACAAGAUUGCUACACUUCGCCAACGACACGCCCAAGUCAUCGCAUCCGUCGACUAUUACGAGGGCCGCCUCGCCGAACAGCAGACACAACUUGGCAAGCUGAAUCGAUCUCGUGGUGACUACAUGGAUGAGGACGUGGACGAAGCUGAAGAGGCCCCAGAACCCGUCACAGUUUUGACCGAAGAAGAUCUGCGACGAGAAGAGGAAGAGGUUCGACAGCUGGAAAAGAAGAAGAGAGAACUGGAAAGUCGUGUCCAGUCCAUGUCACGAGAUAUAUCAGGUUUACGAUGA
Pyrenophora tritici-repentis Pt-1C-BFP is the source of this 765-nucleotide messenger RNA. RefSeq names its product putative dash complex subunit spc34 protein. Gene Ontology annotation, cellular component: DASH complex; spindle microtubule. Lineage: Eukaryota; Fungi; Ascomycota; Dothideomycetes; Pleosporales; Pleosporaceae. The record is from RefSeq and is a predicted model, not a curated record. Gene Ontology annotation, biological process: attachment of spindle microtubules to kinetochore.